UGUAUACGAAACUCAGGCUUCUACCGAACGAGCUCUGUUCGGUCUUGUACUUCAUCAAGAGCUACGUCAGUGACACGAUGUACUGCGCCUACCGGAAGGGCACCGACUCGUGCCAGGGUGACUCUGGGGGACCGCUCAUGUCUCGAGUUGUCGGGGGCCGCUACGUGCAAGUGGGCAUUGUCUCGUUCGGUGAGGGCUGCGCAAGGACCUACAUACCGGGAGUGUACACGCGCGUCGAAGCGUUCACAUCCUGGAUUAAGCAGGUGGUGGGCUCCUUCGACAAGGCCUACUCGAACGAAGUGCCUCUGCAGCUGGCAUCGUACACCGUACCGCAAUGGCCUUCCAUCUUCCACUUUCUCUGAGAAGCUACGCUCCUUUCUUC
Rhipicephalus sanguineus (brown dog tick) is the source of this 382-nucleotide messenger RNA. RefSeq names its product tryptase. Gene Ontology annotation, biological process: proteolysis. Bases 78 to 362 code for a protein of 94 amino acids. Gene Ontology annotation, molecular function: serine-type endopeptidase activity. The transcript is spliced from 3 exons. Lineage: Eukaryota; Metazoa; Arthropoda; Arachnida; Ixodida; Ixodidae. The record is from RefSeq and is a predicted model, not a curated record.